AUGGCUGAAAUAAGCAAUCUUCGACCUAUUCUUGACCACAUCGUCAUUCUGGUCUCCUACCAAACCCUUCAGGAACUUCCUAAACGCCUAGAAAAGGUGCUCACUGUAAUUGACGGCGGCACCCACGCGGACGGCCGUACUGUCAACAAACUCAUUGAAUUCUCCGAUGGAGUCUACAUCGAGCUCAUCGCAUUUCAAGAUGGCCUAGAUCCCGAGAAGCGCAAGACGCACAGGUGGGGAGAGCAGGAAGAGAACACAGUGAUUGACUGGGCGUACACUCUCCCUCAAGAAAAGGACUUCGCGGUGAUUCAGCAACGUGUCAAAGAAUCCAACUCUGAGGUGGCCUACCACGAUCCUGUCGCUGGGGGCCGUAUCAGACCUGAUGGUGUUGAAUUGAAGUGGUCUGUUGCUUCAGCCCACGCCACUACCGGCGAGGCUCUGGAUCCUGGAAAGGCACCUUUUUGGUGCCUCGAUCGCACGCCGAGACAUCUCCGAGUUCCGUACAAGGAGGAGGAUGGAUCUUCACCUUCUUACACAAAACAUCCAUCUGGAGCAAUUGGUGUCUCUAGCGUUUCGAUUUCAGUACCUGAAGCAGAGCGGGAUAUUGUUGGCAGGGUUUACAACGGCAUUCAUGGAUUAUCUACAGAUGAAGGGGCCUGGCCAUUUGUUGUUCACUCUGGGUCAACGGAAGGAAAGCAUCAGAUCACAUUGAGCACCAGCCAGGAUCAACAGCGGCAGAUUCAUCUUGCGCUUCUUGGUAACGAGAACAGUCCCAGUAGCAUCGAUAUCCUACCUGGACUGAAGUUUAGCUUUGAGCGUUAG
Molecule: messenger RNA, 822 nt
Organism: Fusarium sp. VM40
Lineage: Eukaryota; Fungi; Ascomycota; Sordariomycetes; Hypocreales; Nectriaceae
Source: the annotation of a GenBank genome assembly